AGUACCAGCGCGUGGCGGCGCCGCUCUGGAUCGCGUUCCCCGCGGCUCUGUGGUGGUGUUCCCUGACGCGGAAGAGCGGGGCCGGGGCGGCGGCGGGAGACGGGGAAUGACGAUGACCAGCCUCCUGCCUUCAGCAGGGGAUGGAAACUGCUAUUACAUCCUAACAGAAGACUGUGCCUAUGGCAGCAAGUACUUCCAAGCUGGGAACAUGUGCUUCUGCAGUGAGAGAAGUUACCUGCAUAACUUCUCGGAUGACAGGCCCCCGGCUUGCUUCUUGAAAGUCAUCAUGCUGGAUGACAGCUCCACCGUCACGAUAAACGUAGAAAUCCUUCAGCCUGUGCGCGAGGAGACGGCCGCUUUCCUCCUGGCCAUCAGCAGCCACAAGGAACGCUUGAACUAUUUCUUGGAGAGGCUGAGCCUUGAAGCAGCUCUGCGAGCCGUGCUGGGCCAAAAAGUGAUGGUGGAGGUCGAGCGGCAGCAUUUUCCUGGUAUCAUCCGCUACAUUGGGAGCAUUUACAAAAACACUUCAGCUGUCCUGUCUCCAUUCUUCUUUGGGGUGGAGUUACAGGGCGAGGGUGAAAACAGAGGGCGCAGCGAUGGAUCUUAUCAUGGCACCGAAUAUUUCAAGUGUAAGCGGAACUGCGGGAUCUUCCUGCCGUUUAGCAGAGUCCAGUUUAGUCCCGUGCUGGAUGACGACUAUGCGAAACAGAAGCCAAAACCCGACACGGAGGAGGUGGUUCCUGUGAAAGUGGGAGAUGCAGUUAGCUUCUAUGUGGACGAGGUCCUCACAAAAGGAAUAGCAAUGGCAGUUUACAGAGAGGGAAAGCAAUGGUUCGUUAAAGUUUGUCCGGAAGAAGAAGGAACAACUGACAUUUUCAGAGAAAUCCCUAUGGACUCUGUUGUGAAGGAAAGCUUGCAAAGUUUAUUUUCACCGUUUGAGUCUGACAUGGGCUUGGGACACCCAAACCAAAUGAAACGAGAGAUAAGUGAGAGUGGUGAGGAGUGUGAAAGUGGGAAUUCAUCCCUGGAGGUGAACUCCAUGGUCCAGAUCACCUUGGACAAGGGAAAUCAGGUUUCAGGAAUCAUCCGCUGGUUGGGCUACCUGCCCCAAAUUAAGCAGAAAAUGGCAGGAGUUGAACUGGAUGAAGAUAAAGGGGUGACUGCUGGCGAAUGGCUGGGCAAAUACUACUUCCGCUGUGCUCCAAAGCGCGGCCUCUUCGUCAAGCUGCAGUCCUGCCAGCCCGACGUUCGCUUCCAGUGUUCACGCAACAGCGACCUCAUAGAUUAUAGAGAGCAGGAAGUUCUUCCACAGGUUCUAGAGAGUUUUCCUCCUCUCAGAAAUGAGGCAGCGGUGCGUGUCCUGCGAGGGCGGAUGAAGGGGAUCCAAGGCCACUGUAAUUCCUGCUACAUGGAUGCAGCUCUCUUCAGCCUCUUCUCCUGUACGUCCGUGCUGGACUCUAUGCUCUUCAAGCCCUUCCUACUGUGUGACAGGAACGUACAGAGCAUUCUGCGGGAUGAAAUUGUUAAUCCCCUUCGAAAGACUGGCUUCGUCAGGGCUAGGAGUGUGAUGCACCUUAGGGAGCAGCUAACUGAAAAGGGCCAGUGUUCAAGCUUUACCAACGCUGAGAAAGAUCCUGAGGAGUUCCUCAAUCUCAUAAUGCAUCAGAUCCUGGGAAUAGAGCCACUCUUGAAACUGCAGUCAGGAGGCCAGGAGCAGGACUGUUACUGUCACCAGAUAUUUAUGGACAAACAGGAGGAUCUGGUGGUUCCCCACGUGCAGCAGUUAGUGGAACACUCCUUCCUGUCCUCUGAUCUGAAGCUAGUGGAGAUCCCAUCAUGCUUCAUUAUCCAAAUGCCGCGUUUUGGGAAGGAAUAUAAAAUGUUCAGCAAAAUCAUUCCUUCCUUGGAGCUGGAUAUAACAGAUCUGCUGCUUGACAGUCCCAGGGAGUGCUGCGUGUGUGGCGACAUCGCCACCCUGGAGUGUUCGGAGUGUUUCAAAGACAAGGUAUUUGCAGCUACGGGCCUGAAGCAGUUCUGCAGCUCCUGCUCCAGACAGGUUCACUCCCACUACCGACGCAAAACGCACAAGCCAACUAGGCUGCACGUCCCAGAAGAGUUUCAAAGCCGGAGCCCCCGGGGCAGCCAGCAGGUCCCUCGUGAGAAGAUGGAGCUCUUCGCAGUGCUCUGCAUCGAGACCAGUCAUUAUGUCUCCUUUGUGAAAUACGGCCCUGAGAACGAACACUGGAUGUUCUUUGACAGCAUGGCUGACAGGCAUGGUGAUGAAAACGGCUUCAACAUUCCCAUGGUAACGCUGUGCCCUGAAGUUGCCAAAUACCUGGACUUGCCACUGGCUGUGCUGGCCCUGGAGCAACCUCGGGACAUGGAUGGAGUGGCCAAGCGCCUCUUCUGUGAUGCCUACAUGUACAUGUACCAGAGCAAGAAGAUGGCGCUUUACAAAUGACACUUCCUUGGGCUGGUGCCGCAGGGCAGCGAGGUGUUGGGAAACGUGAGCUUGGAUCAACCCUGCAGCUCAUAAUUGGUGAAAGCAGAUGAAUCUGGGGGCACCAAGCUUGCACUUCUGCCUCUUCUUACCUCUUCCAGUGUCUGCUAUCAAGCUAUCCACAUCAGCCCGUCUGCGUUCAUUAAAUCCUGUACCUGGCCUUAUCAAGUGAUAGUUUGUACUUCCAGCAGACCUGGACUCUGAAUUACUUACAAUUUCAUUCUCAUUUCCUACCUUCCCUUUCCCCCUUCCUUCCUCCCCAGGCACUCUGCAGCUCUGUCCAACCUCAGAGUCCUCCCCAGCAUCCUUUUCUCCCUGCCAGCCCUUCCCUCCAAAGCCGAGGACCAGCACCUAAUCAAAACAUGAGCAGUUUAUCCUCAGGUUUCCAAAGAGCACAAAAAAAACCCCACAGCCUCGCCCUGCAUAAGACUUCCUCACAUGGACUUGUGGAGGAAGAAAACCAGGAGGCGUGAGCUGCACCGGUGUGGUUAAGAGAUGGGUCAGGACGAGGGUUUUUCUUGAAGUCUGGGAUGUGACCCCACACCUAAAACUGGGUCCCUGAAUUGUCUGUGCUUCCCGUAUCCAGCACUAAUACUCUGGCACUUUUACUCACCAUCCCUUAUUUUCAACCAUGAGAUUAAUUGAAUGUCUUAAGCUGCAAAUAUGCUUUAAAAUUUUUUUGUAAGAACAAAACUGGACGAAAGAUGGAGCAGAGGAGCAACAUGUGAGCUUGUUAUGCUGUUUUGGUUUUUUUUCCAAAGUCUGCACUGUUGCUACAUGAUCGGGUGUUUUAACCUCAUUUUAGCACUUACUGCGCCAUCUUUGCAUCUACUUCUAAGCUCUGUGCCAAAGAGCAGUAACAGAGCAUCAAGGGGAAAAAAAAUGAGCACUCUUGGAUUUUCUGCUGUGACUGCAGUAAGGAGUAGGGUUUCUGGGCGGAAACUGGUAUUUCUUAAGGUAAAUAACCUGAAUUUGCGAACUGGGGCUUCGCUGCCAUUUAACACGUGCUGUCAUGGCAGUGGGAAGCUGUUACAGGAGUCAAUGCUAUGAACUGGGUUGCUCAGAUUCCAGAUGGCACUGACGGGACACCAAAACCUUAAAGGGAUGCACCCGGGAGCCCCAGGUGUGCAGCUGUAAUCUCCCUCCUGCUCUGGUUUUUUUCCUCUGUAAUGCAGGAUGCAGUAAUUGUAAUAUGCAGCCUGUAGCUUUGUAUCGGUCCUGUUGGCAUGGGCCACACGUCGUUCAGGACGUUUUUUGCUGACAGCAGGGUCGUGAUGCUCACUGUGACGGCAAGAGCGUGAUGGCUGUAUCGGCUUUCUGGUGUGUCUCUUAUUUCUGUAUGUGGUGGCCACAAAGGACAGCUGGUGUGUAAUGAACCCAGAAUUAUUAACACACGGUUAAUGUCAAUUCAGCUUGCAAAUGUCCUGGCUGAGCAUUUGGGCCUCAACACUAAGUUGGCCAUGAGGCAGCAAUGUGUCCUCAUGGUAGAGAAGGCGGACAACGUCCUGGGCUGCAUUCAAAGUGUUGCCAGCAGAUCGAGGGAUGGGAUUCUUCUCCUCUGCUCAGCAGUGGUUAAGGCCACACCUGGAGUGCUGGAUCCAGUUUUGAGCUCCCCAUUACAAGGGAGAUGAAGAGAGUCCGAUGAAGGGCCACGAAGAUGAUGGACUGGAGCAUGUCUCUUAUGAGGAAAGACAGAGAGCUGGGACUGCUCAGCUUGGAGAAGAGAAGGUUCAGGGGGCACCUUAUCAACAUCUAUAAACACUUGAAGGGAAGGUGCAAAGAGGACAGUGCCUGGAUCUUCUCCAUGGUGCCCAGUGACCAGAUGCGCUGGGCACAAACUGAAACACAGGAGGUUCCCUCUGAACAUCAAGAAACACAUCUUCACCAGGAGGUUGACAACACUUCUUCACCAGGAGGGUGACAAGCCCUGGUACAGGUUGCCCAGAGAGGUGGUGGAGUCUCCAUCCUUGGAGGUACUCAAAAUGGUUCCAGGCAAAGCCAAAGCACCAGCAGUUGAAGAGUCAGUCUAGGGUUAGAAGAGUUGAUGGUAGAUCUAGCAAUGAAGCAUCCCGAGGAUGGGUUUACCCUGCUCGUGAACUGACGUAUGGACCUCUGGCUGAUCCUCUGCGGCCAUGGAGAGGGCUGAGGGGCUGGAGGAUACUGUUGUCUCGCUGUCUUUCUCCACCUAUUUAAAGUUACUCUUCAUUCCUUCUCUCCUAAGAACUCAAGACAAUCUCUACUCAGGUACGCUGGGGCUUGGGCUCUUAUAUCUCUGGUGCUUCUGCUCUAAAAAUUUAAGUUUUAAUAACAAACCGCUCUUGGUUUUC
This is a messenger RNA of Grus americana (Whooping crane), 4827 nucleotides long. Its product is annotated as ubiquitin carboxyl-terminal hydrolase CYLD-like. Gene Ontology annotation, molecular function: K63-linked deubiquitinase activity; cysteine-type deubiquitinase activity. The record is from RefSeq and is a predicted model, not a curated record. The transcript is spliced from 15 exons. Gene Ontology annotation, cellular component: cytosol. NCBI's taxonomy places the organism in Eukaryota, Metazoa, Chordata, Aves, Gruiformes, Gruidae. The coding region runs from base 107 to 2461 and encodes 784 amino acids. Gene Ontology annotation, biological process: protein K63-linked deubiquitination.